AUGGCGAACAAUAUGAAGCCCGAAACAAUGCUUAUGUCAGGUGUCACUGUCGAUUUUCCUUAUACACCUUAUCCAUGCCAAAUAGCAAUGCUCGCCCGAAUAAUUAAAGCUUUACAACAAUCAAAAAAUUGUCUUCUUGAAUCACCGACCGGUACCGGAAAAACUUUGACUCUUCUAUGUGCGUCAUUAGCUUGGCAACAAAAAGAAAUUGAACAAUUUCGAAUGUCUACACCAUUCAUUGAAAAUAAAGAUAAUGCAACAGAAGCACAAACAAAACCAACACCAGUAUCGCGUAUAUUUUAUUGUACUCGCACACAUAAACAACUCGAACAAAUAGCUAAACAACUUAAUAAUACAGUAUAUAAAGAUAAAAUUCGUAUGACAUUAUUAUCAUCACGUGAUAAUUAUUGUAUACAUCCAAUUAUAUCAAAAGGGCCAAAUAAAAGUCAUGAAUGUGCUAAAAUAACCCGCCAUAAUCACGAUCGAUCCGUAACACAAGGAGUAAACAGUGAAUGCGGCUAUUAUGAACGUUUACGAGGCAAAGUAGCCAAUGAUUUUUUACGACCAUUUGCAAAACCGUUACCACGUGUUUUUGAUAUUGAACAAUUUAAUGAUCAUUGCCAAAACAGCCAUGGUGUAUGUCCAUAUUAUACCAGCCGUUUAUUAAUAAAUGAUGUACAACUUAUUCUUUGUCCAUAUAAUUAUCUUAUUGAUCCGCGUGUACGUAAUUCAAUGCAAGUGUCAAUAACUAAUGCAAUUAUAAUUAUUGAUGAAGCACAUAACAUAGAAGAUUGUGCUCGUGAAUCAAUGAAAUUUGAAGUACGAAAAUAUGAUUUUGAACAAGCAUUACAGGAACUAUGCACAAAUCAAAAAGUACUAGAUCUAGCACAAAUCAAAAUAGCUGAAUUAAUUGUAAAUGAAUCAGGCUUUGCAUUAACACAAGAACCAUUGUCUUCAUCGCAUUUAACAUCUUCUCAACGAGAAUCAACACAUCGCGCGUCUGGUUAUUCUGAAUAUGAUGAAUUAAAUGACGACACCGAUUUACUUGACCAUUUACGUAUUGAUCAACAUGGAAAUCAACAUGAAACAAUACCCGAAACAAAUGAUAAAGUAACAUCUGAAUAUGCUGAUUUUGCUAAUGCAGUGAAAUUUCUUGCUGAACGAUUUUCUCGACUUAUUUUAUGGUUCGAUGAAAAAGAUCCACGUGAAAAAUAUGCAUUUACACCCAAACAGCUUAUUGAACAAUUUCAUCAAGCGAAAUUUAUCGAUCAAUCUGUUGUUGAUGUUCAUAAACCGGCAGUAAAAAAUCGGCCAGCAGCAACCCGACAUCGUGUUGUUAAAGAUGCUGUUCGUGUACGAAAAGCAUUAUCGAAAGGCUUUUUAAAUAAGCCAGAUUAUGUCAAAUUUUCAGAUGAAACUGUAAAAUUUUUAGAAGAUUUUGAUCUCUGUUUAUCAAUUUUAUAUGCUGAUGAUUAUCAAUUUGCCGAUGAAUACAAAAUAGUAUUGAAAACCAUUCCUUUUGAACCAAGCGCAAGUGCAAUUGCACAAAUGCAACAACGACCACAAAUUUCAACAGGAGAUGCGGAGGACAAUCAAUGGAUUGAUAAGCGUUCACAAUCAAGUCAGUUUAAACGAUAUCAGCCAAAUGUAACUCAAACAACUUAUCCUAUUCAUACACAACAAUUAAUAUUUUAUUGUUUAUCACCAAGUGUUGCAUUUGCUAAAGAUCUAAGAUUAGCUCGAUCUUUAAUCUUUGCUUCCGGCACACUUGCGCCCUUAGCAACUUAUGCUGGUGAAUUGAAAAUACCAUUUGAUAUUCAAAUGGAAUGUAAUCAUGUUAUUGACCUAGACCGUACAUUUAUGACAGCAUUAAGUCAUGGACGAAAUCCUAACGUUAAAUUACGAGCAACAUAUCAAAAUACAGAUAAAAUCGAAUUUCAAGAUGAAUGUGGUCUUAUUGUACUCGAUGUUUGUCAACGUGUUCCUUAUGGUGUACUUUGUUUUCUGCCAUCGUAUCGAUUUCUUAAUGUUAUAAUGAGCCGUUGGAUGGCAAGUGGACUUUGGCAAAAAUUAAAUGAACAUAAAGCAGUAUUUUUCGAAGAAAAAAGUAGUGCUACUUUUCAGAAUACAAUGAAUCGAUUUCGUGAAGCAAAUGGAACAUUACAAAUCGAUAAGUCAUUAACAGCUGCCGCUAAACGAGUCAAGGCAAUGUUUAAAAGAAAAACUGUACCUAGCGCUUCAUCAUUAGCAGAUUUACAACAUGUUCCUGUUAAAGGUGGUCUUUUGUUAGCUGUUUGCCGUGGACGUGCAUCUGAAGGUAUUGAUUUUUCGGAUAAUAAUGCACGUUGUGUUAUAACACUUGGAAUACCAUAUCCAAAUGUACAAGAUGAAGAAGUUGUUUUUAAACGUAAUUACAAUAAUGAACAAAAUAAGCGUAUGCCACAAGUUAUGAAUGGUAGCGAUUGGUAUGAUUCUCAAGCAUAUCGUGCAUUAAAUCAAGCACUUGGAAGAUGUAUUCGCCAUAAAAAUGAUUGGGGAGCAUUAGUGAUAGUUGAUGAACGAAUUGUUCAGAAUAUGAGCGAUAAACAUUUUAAUAAUAAAAUAUCCUUAUGGAUUAAACAACGUCUUUGUAUAUCACGUAAAUAUGAUGAUACAAUGAAUGCUUUAGAAAAAUUCGUUGAACAUAUGCAAAAGUCAGUUGAAAUCGAAAGACUUAAAAAUGAACAAAAAGAACAAAAUCAAGAAGCAGAGAAAAAUUUAACUCAAGAUGAACAAAACCAAAACUCAGAGAAAAAGUUAAGUGAAGAAGAACAACGUCGAUUUGCUUUUGCUUUUCCUUCAAUCAAAGAACUACCAAAGACAAUCGGAGAGAACAAGCCUACCCAUCGAGAAUGGCAAAUCACUGAUUUAAGUGAUGAUGAAAGUGCCAAAGAAAAUCAGCCUAGUUCAAUAAAACAAGAAGCUUUUGGCAAAUAUGUGGCUCAACGUCAACUAUGUAUGACUCCUCCGUCAAUACCAUCUCAAAAUAAUAAUGAAACUCAAAAAGAAAAAGCAAUAGAUCCAAAAACAUCUUCUAAUCAUCAGAAUAUUCGAAAUCGUGUGCAACGCCAUAAAAAGACACCUAUCAAAAGGUUUCAUUCGCAACGUGCUGUAUCGACAUCUUCAUCACCAAUAUUACCACAAAAAAUUGAUCUAUUUCGAACACAAAAAGUUAUUAUUUUAUCCGAUGACGACGACGAUGAUGAUGAUGAUGACGAUGGAGAUGGGGAUUUCAUUAAAUCAAAAGUAUGUUUUCAUCAACCAAGCAAAAAAGUUAAAACAGACAAAAGUUUUGUUUAG
Rotaria socialis is the source of this 3339-nucleotide messenger RNA. The record is from the annotation of a GenBank genome assembly. NCBI's taxonomy places the organism in Eukaryota, Metazoa, Rotifera, Eurotatoria, Philodinida, Philodinidae.